Molecule: messenger RNA, 1743 nt
Organism: Lolium rigidum
Lineage: Eukaryota; Viridiplantae; Streptophyta; Magnoliopsida; Poales; Poaceae
Exons: 3
Coding region: 1-1743 (580 amino acids)
Source: RefSeq, a predicted model, not a curated record
AUGCUGAGGCGCGAAGCGGAUGUUGCUGCUGCUGUUGAGGGGGUGACGCCGAGGCCUUGCGCGACCAAGAUCCGCAAGCGGUGUGCGCUGUCGUCGUCGUCCGGCGCUUCGGACACUCUGAGUAAGCUGAGGCUGAAGCGAGGCGUGGUGUUGAGGAGCAGGAGAAAGAUGUCGCAGUCGUCCUUGAACGGGCGCUGCCGCUCCGACGGUAUGCACUCGUCGGUGUCGGCCCGGAAGCUCGUCAGCGCUUUGUGGCAGAUGAACGAGGGAAGCUUGCUCGAGGAGGAGGAGGAGGCCGGUAUCGCGAGGGACGCGGCUGCGCGCUGGGGCUCGGCGGCGCACCGGCGCUGUGCGUCGUCGGUGGAGAUCUCGAAGAGGUCAAGAAGGAAGGGCAAGGUUUUGGAUGCUGAUCACGGAGAGUGGUUUUCAGAUAAGCUGAGUAAUGGCGGCAGGAUUGGGGUGCAGGCAUGCGCUGCAGACUCAAGCUCCACAUGUUCAGUGGACAGAAUGGCACACCUGCAGGACAUGUACCACAGUCUGACGGCGUCCAAGGAGCUCGUCAGAGUUCUCGGCAACAUCUGGGGGCCCGGUGUCCUGAACCCGUCCACGGUCUCGCUCCUCUCCGCGCUUCGCUCCGAGCUUGACCUCGCGCGCGCCCACGCGCGGCAGCUCGCGAAAGAGCAGAGCCGCCGCGUCGACGAGGUCGAGCUCCUGAAGAAGCGGCUCGCGGUGGAGGUGCACGCAUGGAAGAACAAGAAGAGGGAGAAGGUGGCUGCCACCGUGCGUGUCGUGGCCGACCAGCUCGACGGAGAGAAGAGAUCCAGGCGGAGAGCGGAGAGGGUGAACGCCAAGCUCGGGAAGGCGCUGGCCGAAACGGAGAGCUCUUUGGAGGAGGCGGAGAGGGAGCUUCAGAGGGAGAGGAGGUCGAGGGAGCGCCUAGAGAAGGUGUGCGACGAGCUCGUGAGGGGCGCCGCCUCGUCGUCCUCGACCGCGGACAGGGGUGGCGACGUGGAGGAGAUGUGGCGGGACUCUGAAAGGGCACAGGCGGAGCUGCACAAGGAGAGGGAGAUGCUCCGGCUCGCCGAUGAGCUCCGCGAGGAGAGGGUCCAGAUGAAGCUGCAUGAGGCGAGGCUCCAGUUCGAGGAGAAGAACGCCGUCGUAGAGCUGCUGCGUGGCGAGCUCGAAGCCUUCCUGGAGACCAAGAAGCAGGAUCAUCAGGAAUCAUCUGCCGCGGAUGCCGGUCACGAUCACCAAGCAUCUGAAGUCGAUGGUGCCAACGACAUUGCUCCUGUUGCUGCCAGUAAUAGGACGGGUGGAGAAGAAGACGACGACCGCGAAGAAGAUGAUUCAGGAGGCAGCGACAUGCACUCCAUCGAGCUGAACAUGGAUGGCAACAUUAAGGACUGCGGCUGGAGCUACAGCACUGCUGCCAAUUCCAAGGACAUGUCGACGUGCAAGAAGGCAGCGUCUGCGAGCAGCACGGGAACGCAGUGCGCCGUGGAUCCGUGGGCCGGCGCCUCCUUCGACCGGGGAUCGCUUCAGGAGUCGGAACGAGGCCAGCAGUGGGACGUCGACGACGAAGGGUGCAGCGACACUACCAGGGACAUCGACGAGGAGUCGGAAAGGUACCUGGCCAUCAAGAACCUCAGGGAGCAGAUGCUGGCCGGCCAUGGGUUCAUGUUCAUGUCGCCAGCAGACGAAGGAAAUGCCGACAGAGAGAACAACAACGCUAGUGUGAUAUGA